Molecule: messenger RNA, 1499 nt
Organism: Oryza brachyantha (malo sina)
Lineage: Eukaryota; Viridiplantae; Streptophyta; Magnoliopsida; Poales; Poaceae
Product: cold-regulated protein 27-like
Exons: 4
Coding region: 510-1160 (216 amino acids)
Biological process (GO): regulation of circadian rhythm; response to cold
Source: RefSeq, a predicted model, not a curated record
CAGGUCUUCUUCCUCCUCCUCUCCUCUUUUGCUUCUUCGGUUGCAAUUCCAUUCCACUCUCUUCCCUCCUCCUCCUCCUCCUCCUCCGCUCUGCGACCUUCUUCUCUUCUCUUCUCUUCUCCCCUCUGUCCGAAGAUUGAGCCUGUCAGAGUGGGUGGGCCAAAUCUUGCGAGAUUUUCUGUUCUUGGUGCGAGGGAGGGUUGUUUGAUUUCUGGGCGAAGCUGAAUCCUGCGAAAGUUCGGUUCUUUCUUGGCCUUCGGCUCUCUUUGUUCUUGCUGGGUCUUGGUUCUUGGAGUUGAAAUCUUCUUCGCCCUGGUGGAUUUCUCCGUAGUCGUCCGCGGAAAGGGGAUUUUCGUUGGUUUCUUCCCCGAUUUGCUUUCAGAUCCCUAGACCUAGUGCCUCUCUGUAGCUGUACAUAUUUCAAGAGAGUGAUUUUGUGCUAGCUGUAAAUAUUCCUUGGGAUUUUGUUCUCCUCUUGCCGGUUGGUUCCUUCGUUGAGAAGAGCAGAAAUGGGUGAUGUGUCACUCAAUCGACCGAUCAAGGCAGAGCCAGCUGCCGGCGGCAUUGGCCAGGGCAAUCGAAUUCUAGACAUGAUGUCAUCAGGGUGGACCAAUGAGCGGCACAUGCAUUAUAUAAGCUCCAUGGAGGCCUCUUUCGUUGAGCAACUCUACAAUCAUGAACAAAAUGGGAAUCAUAACGACUGUGGCAACGGAUUCAAGGUUCUCCGUGGUGGGGUGUGGGAGAAACUCAAAUUUGAUAGGAGCAAUGCUUGUUCACGAAUAGGCAAAAAAUACUGCCUGCCUGCAAGCCCCUGGAUUCAGCAUUUCAGGCCACGUGAUUGCAGUAACAAUGCAAGGAGUGAUGCGGCGGAGACAUUGGUGGGUGAUCAUGAAUCUGGUAUUCAGACUAUCCAAGGGAGGACUCCAUUGUCACAUGGAAGGGAGUGGGAGGCUUGCAAGGAAGAAAAACCUCUUGGUGAAAGUACAGAGGUCUCUGAUCAGAAUUUUGCGGACGAUGAAGCUGACGUCGAUGCAGAAUCAAGUAAAGCAUGCAAAAGAAGGAAAUUAAGCAGCUCUCUUACACGGAAUUACCAAGUUGUUCCAUUUGACAAACUGUUUGGUGCCACAAAACCUGUUGGAGGGAAAGGUGCUCUGGAAUAAAGACUUGGAAGAAUAGUUCUGGUUGAAUAUGCAAUCAGUGAGAACUGGAUGAGUUAGUCUUGGCGAAUUAGUAGUAUAGUUCACUCUGUAGAGGUUUGUCUUGUUAGAAAAAUAAUAGGAUCAGUCACAACUUGGUAGACGUAUUAUUUGAUCAUAUGGAUGUGAUGUUUUUUGUUUGUUGCUGUGUUAUGGCAACUGCCUGUUUGCAAUGUGAGUAAUAUGUUUGUACUUUCCACAAGAUGGGGAUGAUACAAGAUCCAUCAUUCCUUUUGGCACAUUUUCAUUGUACAAAGAUGUAGCAUGAUACUGAAAGAGUGAAAGACCAACGAUUUUGCAGAA